AGCACAGCGGGUUUGGGGUAAUGGGUAUGGCAUGAUUCUGGUAAUACGUCUUCUCCUCGCACCGUGCUUCACAACCCACAACAUUGAUUGAUCGAUUCUUAUUCAAAUGCGGACUUGUCUCUGGUGACGCCAUCUCUGAAGCUUCCUCCCUCACACGGCACAUCUUCUCUACCGUUUUGCUCGGAGGCGUUAACUUCCUUCACAGAUCCCGCGUUCUUUUGUCCUGCUGAUCGAGAGCACUUGUUUCCCCUACCCACCCAUCUUCUUGUCUCUGGUUGUUUGUUUUGGAAAGGCGGGAGCGGAGGGAUUGAAAUAUCGAUCGCCUCGUGUGUUUGAUACGGACCCUGCGUUGAGAGUGGGACGUGUUGUUGUGGGUUUUUGGUUCGGGAGCGAUGGGGGAUACUAACCGAGCGAAAGGGAUGGAGUAUGAGAAGAAGGCGGAGAAGCGGUUGACUGGGUGGGGAUUGUUUGGAAGUACCCAUAAGUAUGAAGACGCCGCUGAUUUGUUCGAGAAGGCUGGAAAUGCGUACAAGCUUGCUAAAGCCUGGGACGAAGCGGCUAUCGUGUACACCAAGUUGGCGAACUGUCAGCUGAAGUUGGACAGCAAGCAUGAAGCAGCUGCAGCUUAUGUUGAUGCUGCAAAUGCCUACAAGAAGAAGCCAGACACCGACCAGUGUGUCAGGAUGAUGAACAUGGCUAUACAUAUGUUCGAAGAGAUUGGAAGAUUAUCAAUGGCAGCUAAGCAUUACAAGGACAUUGCGGAAAUUUAUGAGAAGGAGGAGAACUAUCUAAAAGCUAUAGAGUACUAUGAAAAAGCAGCUGAUCUUUACUCAGGAGAGAAUGUGGACAGUACUAGCAACCAAUGCAAGCUCAAGGUUGCACAGUACGCGGCUCAAAUGGAACAGUACGACAAAGCAAUCCAAAUCUAUGAGGAGGUGGCCAAGCAUUCUAUGAACAAUAACUUGUUGAAGUAUAGUGUAAAAGGAUACCUUUUGAAUGCUGGUCUCUGCCAGAUUUGUGGAAGUGAUGACGUUAAAGUCGAGAAUGCCAUACAAAAUUACCAGGAUUUGGACCCUACGUUCUUUGGCACGAGAGAAUGCAAGUUUUUGCAGGAUUUAGCUGCUGCAAUCGUUGAGGGGGACACUGAUAAAUUCACUGAUGUUGUGAAAGAAUUUGACAGCAUGAGCCGCCUGGAUCAAUGGAAAACCACGCUGCUGUUGCGAGCAAAGAAUGCUUUGAAGAAUAAAUCUCAGGAUGAAGAAGACCUUAUGUGAGAAGCUCAGGAAUUGGUGCUUCUUUACAGAUUAACUGUCGCGUAUUUUAGCUUACCUCAAAUGGAACAAACGUCACAUCCCGCAUGUAAAGAUAUCCCUUUGGUCCUUGGCCUUGCGUUUUCUAUUUUUAAAAGGUUCGUUGACCUUGUCAACGACCUUCUUCUAUUCCUUGUUAUCCUUGCACAUCUCCUGUAUGAUCUCUUGAGUCCUGCGUAAAUGACCUAUUCCUGGCGGAGCAUGUCAUGACGCCAUCGUACCUGGAAAGAUUGUUUUGCCACAAUCGUAGAGUGAAGUUUACUUUGAGACAUUUACGUGGUACUUUUGGCCAUUAGCAUUUGAGACUGAAUGCACAUUAGAAUCUAGGAAUUUGUGUGACGAUCCCACCGAUGCUGUUGGAUAAUUUUUUAAGAAAGGUCGGAGUUGAUAUCCCCUUUGUUUUUCAGUAACGACAGUUUUCCAAUAGCUGGCCUCAAUUUCUCAGUAUUGUACGCAGAAGUGAGAUCACUAUCUGUCAACAUGGUUUGUGUUUCUCAAAUACAACCAUUUCUUGUAAUCCAUUUACUGGAAUAAAGAUCACUGAUUGCGAA
This is a messenger RNA of Physcomitrium patens, 1861 nucleotides long. Its product is annotated as alpha-soluble NSF attachment protein 2. The record is from RefSeq and is a predicted model, not a curated record. Gene Ontology annotation, cellular component: vacuolar membrane; SNARE complex. Gene Ontology annotation, biological process: intracellular protein transport; SNARE complex disassembly. Lineage: Eukaryota; Viridiplantae; Streptophyta; Bryopsida; Funariales; Funariaceae. Gene Ontology annotation, molecular function: soluble NSF attachment protein activity; syntaxin binding.